AUGGAAAAAAGAAAAAAAUAUGAAAAUAGUUACAUAAAAACAAAUAAAGGAGUAUAUAUAGGAAGAAUAGAGAAUAAAAAAAAAAAUGGAUGGGGAAUAGCAAUAAAUAAUAAUGGUAACAAAUAUGAAGGGUUAUUUCUUAAUGAUGAAAAGCAUUUAUUUGGUUCGGAAUUAUUAUGUUGUUUAUAUAGUCAUAAUUAUAAAUAUAAAAAAGGUAAAAAAUCAAGUGAAGAAGAAAAUAGUGAAGAAGAAUUUGAAAAAGGAAACAUAUGCCUUCAUGAAAAUAGAUAUAUAUACAUUGGAAACUUUAAAAGAGGAGAAAAAUAUGGGAAUGGAAUAUUAAUUGAUUACAAUACAUAUGCUAUGUAUAAUUGCAUAUUUUUAAAAAAUGAAAUAAUAUAUAAAGAUAUAUUAUUUUCAUUAUUUAAUAAUAUGCAUCCAGAGUAUGAAAAAUGGAAUUCUACAUGUAAUUAUUAUGAUAAGAAAAAUUAUACAAAAGAAGGUGAAUAUAAUUUUUCUAAUUUUAACAAAAAAAAUGAACAGGAAUACAUGAAUUAUAAUCAAUGGAAUGAAAACAAAAAAAAAGAAAAUGAUAUAUAUUUAUUCAUAGAAAACCAUUACAGAUAUAAUAUUUUUAACUAUAGCAAUUUUUUUAGACAUACAAUGGAAAAAAUUAAAAAGGACGAUUUUACUGAAUCUUUUUAUGAUUCUAAAUAUAGAAAUAAAGUUUAUUUUGGAAAUAUAAAAAAAAAAAAAAAAAAAAAAAAACUACAUGAGGUUCCUUCAAAUGAUAUUAAUGAAAAAAAAAAAAAUAAUAAAAACAUUUAUGAUAAAACUUCUAAUUUUAUUAAUUAUGAAGAUAAAAAAAAAUCAUGUGAAAGUACUUCAGAUAUAUUAAAAGACAAAAAAGAAAUAGAAAAUAAUUAUUAUGAAAAGAAUGAUAUUAAUUAUUUUGUGGAUGAACCAUUUCAAAAAUAUAUUGAUGAUAUUUCAUUGAGUAAAAGGAACGGAUAUAAAGAAGAAAAACAAAUAGAUGACCAUAUUAAUAAUGAAAAAAAAGAUACAGAUAAUUAUCAUACAGGUGAGAAAAAUGAUAAUAUUAUAAAAGAAAAUUCCAACAAUUAUGAGGACAGUAUGAAUAUUAAAAAGAAUAUAAAUAAUUCUUAUGAUAGUUUUAAAAGAGUUAAUAUAGAUGAUACUUUUGCUAACUCAAUUAAUACUGAAAUGAGUAAAAAUGUAUCUAUCAGUAAAUUAAAGAAUCCUUCAAAUGAUAUAAAAAUAUUUCUCUUGCAAAAUGAAGAAGACAAAAUUUGCAAAACAGGAGAUAAAAAAAAAGAAAAAAGGGGAUUUCUCAGUGAUAAAAUUAUUGACAAAAAAUUAAACAAUGAUGAGAAAUAUAAUAUGAAAGAGGUGAGAUACCUUAUAAAAGAUGAAUUAGAAAAUAAAUUUUUAAGUAAAGAAAAUAUAAAGGAACCAAAUGUUUUAAGUAAUAUUAAAUGUGGAAACGGACUUAGUGAUCAUCAUUUUUCAAAGAAAAAUAUAGAAAAAAAUAAAAUAGAUAAUUUAUAUGAACACAAUGAUAAAAUAGUUUCUUUUGAAAAUAGAAUUAACUGCGUGGAUUCAGACAAUGAUGAAGUUAAUAAUAAAAGUGAUAUUUUAGAUAAAAAAAAUUUUAAGAGUAUGCAUAAUAAUAUAGAUAAUGAUAGUACUAGUAGUAGCUCUAGUAGUAGUACUAGUAAUUAUAAUGAGAUGAAAAAUAAUAUUACUAGAAUUAACAGUGGACAUAUGACAAAUUCUAACAGUAAUAUUAAAAAUGGUGGAAGUUACAGUAGUAGUAGAAGUAUUAGCUCCUGUGAUAGCAUUAGUGACAACGAGAAAAUUUUCUUAAAUAAUGCAAAAAAGGAAGAAAAAAAUAAUGAUAAUUAUAAUGAUAACAUUAACACUAGUAUUAAUAAUAAUAUAAUAUUUAGCGAUAGUAAUUCUUUAUUUAAGAUAAAUCAAAAUAAAGGAAUAAAAGAAAAAAAAGAGAAUGACAUAUAUAAAAAAUGUAAUAUUUCAGAAGAUAACAUAUCUUUAAGGUUAAAAAAUGAGCAAAAUUUACAUAAAGAACUACAUUAUAUGCUUCCACGAUUUUUAAGAAAAGAAAAGAAAGAAAGACAUUUAUCGUGUGCUCAAAAUUGUAUAUAUUGGAGUGUAUUUGAAUUAAACUUUUUUUUAUUUUUUAUUGGAAUACCUAAAAAAGUUUUAGAAAUAUUUAUAAUAAAUCAUAUUGAUGGGUACUGUUUAAAAUAUCUAGAAAAAAAAUUAUUAAAAAAAAUGGGUAUACACGACAAAAUAAUUAGAAAAUAUAUACUAUUAGCAGUUCAAUAUUUGUUAAGAUUAAGAGAAAAGUAUAAAUAUAAAAAGAGAAGUAAAAAAUUAAAUGCAAAAAUAGAUAGUAAUUUUACUUUAAAAAAAAAAAAAAUACAUUUUUUAAAUUUGAUUGGUAGAGGAGGAUAUAGUAAUGUAUAUAGAUGUUUUUAUGGUGAUAACAUUUUAUCAAAUAAUGAUUGUUUUUAUAUAAAAUAUUUGAUUAAUAACAUAGCUUUAAAGAUAUUUAUAAAUAAAAAGUAUACAUCUGAGUUUUUUUCAGAAUUACAAAUUUUGUCCACUUUAAGGCAUCCAAAUGUUUCUUUAUUUUUAGGUGGAAUAAAAAAUCCAAGAGGAAUAGCUUUAGAGUAUAUAAGAUGUGGUAGUAUAUUUGAUAUAUUACAUAAGCAUAAAAUGAAAAUAAAAAUAUAUGAUAUAAUAAAAAUGUGUAAAGAUAUAACUGCAUUUAUGUGCUUUUUGCAUUAUAAAGGAAUAUUACAUUGUGAUUUAAAAUCAUCAAAUAUAUUACUCUCCUUAUCAGGAGAAAUAAAAAUUUGUGAUUUUGGUUUAUCAGUUCAAAAUCCUUAUCAAAAACCUAAAUAUCUAGGAAUCGUUGGGACAUAUCAGUGGACAGCUCCUGAAGUAUUAAGGGGAGAAGGUUAUACACAACAAGCUGAUAUAUAUUCUUUUGGUGUAAUUUUAUGGGAGCUUUUACAUAGGAAAAUACCUUUUAAUAAUUUGAAACAUCCGUUAGAUAUUAUUGCAAAUGUUGGUUAUGGAAAUAAAGAAUUAGUUAUAAAUAAAAGUAUACCUGAAAAAAUCAGAUAUAUUUUAAAAAGAUGUUUACAUAGAAGUAAACAUAAAAGAAAAUCUUUCUUUUUUUGGUCUGAAUAUUUUGAUUUACUACAUAAAACUCAAGCUAUCGAUAUAGAAGAAAAUUUAAACCUUUUUUUUGGUUAA
Molecule: messenger RNA, 3309 nt
Organism: Plasmodium gallinaceum
Lineage: Eukaryota; Apicomplexa; Aconoidasida; Haemosporida; Plasmodiidae
Gene: TKL1
Product: tyrosine kinase-like protein, putative
Exons: 1
Coding region: 1-3309 (1102 amino acids)
Biological process (GO): protein phosphorylation
Molecular function (GO): protein binding; protein kinase activity; ATP binding
Source: RefSeq, a predicted model, not a curated record